AGUGGAGGGCUUACACAGAGAGCCGCUGGGUCUGGGUGUCCGGAGGCAGCAGCGCUCGCGGAGCUCGCCCGCAGGCCCCCGGCCACCAUGUCGGCCUUUGACACCAACCCCUUCGCGGACCCAGUGGACGUAAAUCCUUUCCAGGAUCCCUCUGUGACCCAGCUGACCAGUGCCCCUCAGGGUGGCCUGUCUGAGUUCAACCCCUUCUCAGAGACAAAUGCCGCGACAACAGUUCCUGUCACACAACUCCCUGGGCCCUCGCAGCCGGCAGUUCUCCAGCCCUCAGUGGAACCAACCCAGCCAACCCCCCAGCUCCUGCUUAGACAGGCCAGCAAGUUCCUGCCUACCCGAUUCCUGGCAGUGAGCAAGCUCUCAGAGAGGCAGAUGCUGCUAGGAAGAGAUAGUAUUCUCAGAGACAGCUACAUGCAAAGGCUUCCAAAGGCUGUGGCAGCUGCAGCCCAGGCAGGCCUGCUCCGGCAGCAGGAAGAACUGGAUAGGAAAGCUGCUGAGCUGGAUCGCAAGGAGCGGGAGCUGCAGAACACUGUGGCCAAUUUGCAUGUGGGAGAGAACAACCGGCCAUCCCUGCUCUCACGGUGCCCUGUCAAGCUCUUCUAUCAGGAUUUCUCCACAGAGAUCCCUGCCGACUACCAGCGGAUAUGCAAGAUGCUCUACUAUCUCUGGAUGUUGCAUUCAGUGACUCUGUUUCUGAACCUGCUUGCCUGCAUGGCCUGGUUCAUAGGCAACACCUCCAAGGGAGUGGACUUCGGCCUCUCGAUCCUGUGGUUUGUGAUCUUCACCCCCUGUGCCUUCCUUUGUUGGUACCGACCCAUCUAUAAGGCCUUUAGGUCAGACAACUCUUUCAGCUUCUUCGUGUUCUUCUUUGUAUUUUUUUGUCAAAUAGGGAUCUACGUCAUCCAGUUGAUUGGCCUCCCUAACCUGGGGAACAGUGGUUGGAUUGCAGCCCUGUCUACACUGGGGCAAGAGUCCUUGGCCGUGUCAAUCAUCAUGAUGGUGGUGGCUGCUUUCUUUACCCUGUGUGCUGUGCUCUCACUCUUCCUCCUGAAGCGGGUGCAUUCCCUAUACCGCCGGACAGGGGCCAGCUUCCAGCAGGCCCAGGAGGAGUUUUCCCAGGGCAUCUUCAGCAACAGAACCUUCCGCAGUGCUGCCUCAUCUGCUGCCCAAGGAGCCUUCCGGGGGAAUUAGUCCUCCUGAUUCUCUCUUCCCUCUACCCCAGCCUUUUCUCUCGUCUGCCUUCCGAGCUGCACUUUCCAGGGGUGCCUUAUGCGGUGGUUAUGCCCAGCACAGACUUGGUGAGGGUCUUGCCAGGGCUCUUCCUCCUUCUUCAGCAACCAGCUCUCCCUGGAAAGGGAGGAAGGGACAGGGACAUUUUUUACAGGAGGAAAAAAAAAAAGCUAUCUUUCUUUUUCUGGUGGUGGUUUGGUAGGAUUCUUCUGUCUCUCGGGAAGCAAUGGGACUGAAGUUCUCUUCCCCCUAUACACACAUGCACUCCCCUACACACUUGGGAUCACUGACCUGGGCCCACCCCAGCUGGCGUUUUCUGCCAGAGUCCUGGGAUGCCACUCCUCCCCCAGCAGGCCUGGCUUGGAUUUGGCUCCACAGACACAGCCUGUAGUCUGCACAGUCCUGCCCUUCCUGGCCAGGCUGGGAUAAGCCUCCCAUGGCCUCCUCUUUAGGCCACCUGCACUCUGGGUGAGUGGAGAGCUCUGUUUCUCAGAUCACUCUGGGGAGGUCUUGGGCUUCCUGAGCUUCUGGCCCAAUUGCCCGAGGCUCUUCCCUGCCUCAUGUUCCUCACAAACAGGUUCAUAGCCCUUUAGGCCCCCUGCAUCCCCUGGUGUGGGCAGCAUCUUAUACCCUCUGGGGCCCUGCUGAGCCCUUCUCUCUUCAGACUUCCUGAAUGUGCAAUGUAGUUGGUUGGGAUUGGGGUAUGGGGAGGGGUAGAGGACAUUGACCCUAAGUUGUCCUGCCCAGCCUUUGGCAGUCUCUAGGAGGGUUGGGUCUGACUGUCCUGAUGUGGUGGUUUGUCGCUGUUUGUUUUGACAUCACUCCUCCUGUGGGACAGCUACCCUUUGCCUUAGCCUCAGAUUCUACUCCACCCUGCCCCCCUCCAUAAGCAAUAUCCAGCCUGUGUGACUCUCAGGGAAGGUGGGGGAAUCAGUCCAGAACUGCAUUCUUCAGUUGGGACUGAUGAGCCAUCUUUCUGAGGGUUCCAGACUAAACCUCAGGGUUCCCCCCAUACCCUGAGUGAAGUCUGGGUCACCUUCACUCAUCCUGGGGAUUCCCCAAGGGGCAUCACUGUGAUGGGCACGUAGGAAUCCACCAUUCAAACUUGCACCCUGUCCUCCAGAGUCUGCAGGAGUGGGUGUGGGGACUUCUCACAAAGCUGGCCAGCCACCUGCCUCUGGGCUGCCUCAGGCCUGCAAGCCUGCUCAGGCCCAGAACCACUGAAUAAUAAUGGCAGCAACCAGACUUUUGUAAACUCCUUUCUGGUAUUUUUUUUUUCUCCAUGUACAAAUGUAUAUGUUAUGUCUCAAUUUUUGUGCUUAAAUAAAAAUAAGACGUUUUCAGACAA
Messenger RNA from Cynocephalus volans (Philippine flying lemur), 2590 nucleotides. It is a transcript of the gene SCAMP2, whose product is annotated as secretory carrier membrane protein 2. Gene Ontology annotation, cellular component: recycling endosome membrane; trans-Golgi network membrane. Gene Ontology annotation, biological process: protein transport. The coding region runs from base 88 to 1203 and encodes 371 amino acids. The transcript has 10 exons. Lineage: Eukaryota; Metazoa; Chordata; Mammalia; Dermoptera; Cynocephalidae. The record is from RefSeq and is a predicted model, not a curated record.